AUGGCUCCUCCAGGGCGGCGGAAGUCUUACCUGACCGUUCUUUUCCCUUUCCUCCUUCUACUUCUCCUCUCAAGCAGUGCGCAUGCUGCUUCGGCCGUCUUGGGCAUAGACCUCGGGACGGAAUAUUUCAAAGCGGCCAUUGCAAAACCAGGCAGUCCAAUUGACAUCGUUCUCUCGAAAGACUCAAAGAGGAGGGAAGCAGCCACACUUGCAUUCAAACCAAUACGAGGACAAACAAACGACAAAGAUGUCUUUCCCGAGAGACUGUACGGCGGGGAUGCCGUCGCAUUGUCUGCCAGGUUUCCCACGGAUGUCUACCCUAAUUUGAAGACUUUAUUGGGGGUUGAAGCAUCGUCGGCUGCAGUCAAGGCUUAUUCCGCGAGAUAUCCUGGCUUGGACAUCGAGAAGAUAUCAAGAUCUGGAGAUGCUGGUACCGUGGGUUUCAAGAGUCAUAGCUUCGGCAAGAGAAAUGAGGUUUUCAUGGUCGAGGAAUUACUUGCGAUGGAGUUGAAGAAUAUCCGGAGCAAUGCAGAGGCAAUGGUAGCCAAAGGCACCCAUGUUACUGAUGUGGUCAUCACCUAUCCUGCCUUCUACACUGCAGAGGAGAAGCGAGCUAUAGAAUUAGCAGCCGAUCUUGCAGGAUUGAGAGUCUUAGGUUUGAUCAGUGACGGACUUGCAGUCGGAUUGAACUACGCAACCCAUCGCACAUUCGAAAGUGUGUCGGAUGGAGGGAAGCCAGAACACCAUCUCGUCUACGAUAUGGGCGCAGGUUCAACGACUGCAACGGUUCUCAAGUUCCAAUCCAGGACCAUUAAGGGACCUACGAAGCGUAACCAGACGUUCCAGGAAGUAAUUGUGCUGGGAACCGGGUACGAUACAACGCUGGGCGGGGACUCUAUGAACGAUGUCAUCGUCGAAGACAUUGUCAGUCGUUUUUUGGAAAGUCCGGGAGCACAGAGAUUGAACCUCAAAGAAGACCAGUUGCGCAAACACGGAAAGUCAAUGGCUAGGAUCUGGAAAGAGUCCGAACGAAUGCGGCAGCUCUUGAGCGCGAACGCAGCAUCUUCGGCCACUUUCGAAGGACUCUACGACGACGAAAUCACCUUCAAGUAUAGUCUGACCAGAGAGCAGUUUGAAGAUCUCACAGCAAGCCAUGCAGCUCGAGUCGCAUCUCCGCUGGCGGUAGCUCUAGAAUCAGCAGAACUCACGCUCGAUGAUGUCGACUCAGUGAUCUUACAUGGCGGUGCUGUUAGAACCCCCUUUGUUCAAAAGCAGCUCGAGAAAGCCGCUGGUGGGGCUGGAAAGCUAAAGGCAAAUGUAAAUGCCGAUGAGGCUGCAGUCAUGGGGGCAGGCUUCAAAGCAGCUUCCUUGAGCUCGGCUUUCAGAGUCAAGGACAUUCGCGACACCGAUAUCGCAGGAAGCACUUUCACUUUGAAGUGGUCUUCCGACGAGAAGGAAAGAUCGCAAAAGCUUUUCACGCCUUCAUCUCAGGUUGGUGCUGAGAAGCAGGUUCCACUCAAGGCAAUCGAAGACAUUAAGCUGAGUUUCACCCAAACAGCGCUGAGCAAGGAGCUUCCCAUUCUUGAUGUCGAAGCAACCAACUUGACCAAGUCGGUGGUAACAUUGAAAGACAAGCAUGGCUGUGGGUCCGCAAAUAUCAGCACAGUUUUCGCAAUUCGACUUAGCUCUCUAGACGGACUGCCCGAGGUAGUGUCUGGCUUGGUCAGCUGUGAGGCGAAUAACAGUAAGUCGGGGAGUGUAAUGGACAACGUCAAGGGACUCUUCGGAUUCGGAUCGAAGACAGAUGAAGACCAAAAGGUGCUCGAGGACGACGCUGGAAGUGACGAUGGCUCCACCAAGGUCACUCCAUUGCCAGUUUCAGACUCGACGAGUUCAGGGAGUACCGUGUCCGAAGCCUCGUCCACGAAGGCAGGCUCAUCGCCACCUUCCUCUUCAUCCACUGCCAAGUCAGCCAAAUCUACACCCUCGGUAGUAUCAAUCCCUCUCGCCUUGAAGUCGACCGUCGUAGGUCUCAACGCACCGCCAACACAGGCCUUAUCCAAGUCCCGACAGCGGUUGACACAAUUUGAUACCUCGGAUCGAAAUGCAAUCCUUCGUGCCGAAGCCUUGAACACUCUCGAAGCAUUCACCUAUAGGGCGCGGGAUUACCUUGAGGAUGAGUCUUUCAUUCAGGCAUCAAGCGCAUCGACUCGGAAAGCACUGGAGAAACAGCUCGCCGCUAUUUCCGACUGGCUGUACGGUGACGGUGCAGACGCCAAAGCCCAGGACUUCAAGGAUAGGUUGAAGCAGCUUCACAGUCUGGUCGAUCCUGUAUUGAAGCGUCAAGACGAAGCACUCAAGCGGCCAGACGCCAUCAAGGCACUGGAAGACGGUCUCGAGAACAUGAGUGGUAUGAUCAAGAUGGUCGAAGGCAAUAUUAAAAAUGCACUGGAACAGGCGGCAUCAAGUGCUAGCACGACUGUAUCAUCGGUUGCGUCCAGCGCCACUGCCAGCUCUACAACUCCAGCGGGAGACGGUGAUGAUCUCGAGGACGACCCUUACAGUACUUCGUCGGCCGCCGAAGCAGCCGAAACAAAAGAGGCACCCGCCAUUAAACCUUACGAAUACACAAAAGAAGAUCUGUCAUCACUGACAACAAAGUAUGAUACGGUCAAAGCGUGGCUGGCUGAGAAGACGAAACUUCAAGAUAAGUUAGGCCUGACAGAAGAUCCAGCUAUCUUGGUGUCCGAGUUGGAGACACGCAGGCAAGAAGUCCAGAAGGCGGUGUCGGACGUCAUCAUGAAAGCUGUCAAGUUCCAGGACAUUCCCCGAAAGCCUAAAGGCAACAAGAAGGGAAAGACGAAAACGAAGAAGAGCAAGUCUUCUGGCGAGAGUGUAAGCCAGACUGGUAGCAGCUCGUCAUCUGCGUCUGGUGCCUCGUCCACAGGGACGUCAAAGAGUGUAAGAGAUGAACUCUAG
This is a messenger RNA of Exophiala spinifera, 2979 nucleotides long. RefSeq lists its product as uncharacterized. Bases 1 to 2979 code for a protein of 992 amino acids. NCBI's taxonomy places the organism in Eukaryota, Fungi, Ascomycota, Eurotiomycetes, Chaetothyriales, Herpotrichiellaceae. Gene Ontology annotation, biological process: cellular response to hypoxia; endoplasmic reticulum unfolded protein response; negative regulation of hypoxia-induced intrinsic apoptotic signaling pathway. Gene Ontology annotation, cellular component: endoplasmic reticulum chaperone complex. The record is from RefSeq and is a predicted model, not a curated record. Gene Ontology annotation, molecular function: ATP-dependent protein folding chaperone; ATP binding. The transcript has a single exon.